UCCUCUUAGCCGAUCGAACCAAGCUGUCAUAUGCAAGUUAGCCAGGAUGGCUUUUGAUCUUGGAUUUCGUACUGAAUUUAUUGAGGAAGCCAUUACAGAAGACCCCAUGGACCUACUUGCCUGUCAUCUUGUCGAAGGCUCUGAAAUUUUACGUCUCAAAAUCCCAGAAAACGAGCGGCGAAAUAUUGCUGCUAUCUUGAGAAAGUCGGGUGCCGGGACAGGCUCUGUGCCAGACGCGCCGAUAUUUACCGAUCAGGGGCGAUUGGAGUCAGAAAGACGCUGUGGUCGUCCAUUUGAAAGAGACUACGAGGCCGAAAAAACUUCUCUAUAUUUACCUCCGCUUAUGGCACAAAUGAGAAAGCAUCACGCGAUCAGCGAUGGCGAGAAUAUCACAUCUCUAUAUGUUAAACUUGAUUUCUUGAAGACGUUUUUCGACGGCCUUGAUAUAAACGUCAAAUUCCUAGAUCAAACGGAGAACAUGCAGGUAGAUUCAGGUGAUCUCACCGAACUGCAGAACGACCUUGAAGCCCGAUUUGCCACGUCCCUACGUGAAGAGCAAAGUAAAUGCCUUGCGCUGACUCAGAAAAUCCAAGAUAUGGAGCAAGCACACCAUAAUAAAUUGCAGAAUGAGAAAUUAGAGAAGGCAGCUUUGAACAGUGACAUCGAGAUUUUGCAGCAACAGUCUGCAGCGCAAGCUUCGACUUAG
Messenger RNA from Pseudovirgaria hyperparasitica, 706 nucleotides. RefSeq lists its product as uncharacterized. Bases 47 to 706 code for a protein of 219 amino acids. Lineage: Eukaryota; Fungi; Ascomycota; Dothideomycetes; Acrospermales; Acrospermaceae. The record is from RefSeq and is a predicted model, not a curated record. The transcript has 2 exons.